GAGAGAGCUGGAAAAUGGGAUCAAGGGAGCGAGAGUGAAGUGUAGAGAGACAGACACAGACUGAGUGGGACACAGGGUUGGGGUUCACUUGACCUUAAGGACAGAGGGUAGCUCCUCUUCUAGCCACGCACGCAAAUACAACCACACACACACACACACACACACACACACACACACACAGUGCUAGCAGGCAGAGGCAGUGAGCAAGCCAGCAGAGAGCCUGCCAACCAGCAGCCAUGACAGACACCGACUCUCUGAGUGAGGCGCUAAAGGCAAUCAGUGUGAGUACAGAGGUGAUUGAGGAGGAGCUCAAGCCUCAUUUGGACAUGAUGCUGGCUGCUCUGCUGGAAAAGAAAAAAGAUGCUGCUGUUGAGAUUGCCGGAAGUGGGAUUCUACCCAUAUUGGCACAGGCGUUACGGAGAAAAAGCAACUUGAGCUGCCAGGUGGCUCUGGUAGUGGCAGAGAUGGCCCGUGAAGCUGCAGUCCGGGAGCAGUGCAUCGAGGCUGGUCUGGUGGAAGUGCUGCUUCCCCAUCUGAACAGCAAUAACCAGGAGAUGCUGCUGAACACUGGCAGGGCCAUCGGACGCAUCUGCUUUGACAACUCAUACCAACAGGACCAGUUAGUCCAGAGUGGCGUAAUCCCCAGACUGGUGUCCAUAAUGAAGGAGUAUCCAGAGAAUGACCCGCUGGUUAAUGUGUGCCUGCUGGCCCUCUGUAACCUUGCUGACAUGGACUCGGCAAGGGGAGCCCUAGCAGAGCUGAAUGUGGCAGAUGUGCUGACAUUUCAGCUGAAACGGGCACCUGAUGCUGAACGCAGACACGUCAUCCUGGAAAUACUGGGCUCACUGGGUGAGAGCGAUACUCUGAAGCUGCAGUUUGCAGAGACUGGCGUACCUGAGGCUUUAUCAGAGAUGAUUCGGGAUCUUCAGGGAGGUUCUGACCCCCAUGACCUCUGCAGCAUCAAGAUCGCCUCCAACCUCAUAGUGUCCCUACUUUUAGGAGAUGAGUCUAUGCAGAAGUGUUUUGGUGAAGGAUCAGGUCUGGUGUAUCAGGAUGUUCUGUCCUGGCUGCAGAGCUCCAACACCCAGCUGCAGCUGUCUGGAGCCCUGGCUAUCGCCAACUUUGCUAGGAAUGACAGUAACUGUGUGAAGAUGCUGGACCUCGGGGUGGUUCCUUACAUUCUGACCUUGAUGGAACAGCAUGUUGAUGAAGGAGACGUGUCUGUUCAACACGCUGGACUGAGUGCAUUGAGAAACCUGGCUAUUCCAGCCACCAACAAAGUGCGGAUGCUGGAGGACGGAGUGACUGAGAGGAUAAAGACCCUGCUGCGCUCUGACAUGCCCCCAGUUCAGUUCAAACUGCUGGGUACACUACGUAUGAUGGUGGAUGGACAAGAGGAGGCAGCCUUGGUGCUGGGGAGAGAUGCCAUGCUGCUGACUCGGGUCAUGGAAUGGUGUGAAGCCAUAGACCAUGCAGGAGUUCAAGGAGAAGCCAGUCGCCUCUUGGCUGCCCUCAUCAGACACAGCCGCAGCCCUGAAGUUGUCCGUGCUGUAGCCCAAGCAGAUGGUGUUCGGCACCUUAUUUCUAUGGCAACAAGUGAACAUGUCAUCAUGCAGAACGAGGCCCUGGUUGCCCUGGCGAUAGCAUCUGCAAUUGACAUUGAGUCUAUGAAGGAUCCGUUUAGAGAGGCGGAGCUGUUGCCCAUGCUGAAGAAGAUGUUGGAGGAUCCUGUAGGUGCUGUUGAAGUCAAGUUCAGUGCCUUAGGUGUCAUCUGCAGCCUGGCUAACUCCAGUGUGAUGAAGGAAGAGCUGAACUCUGUGAAUAUGAAGGAAAGUGUCAGGAAACUGACAGAUCACAGCAGCAGCAAACUUGCCUCACAGGCCAGUUCCAUACUGACCGUUCUCAGUGACGCCAGCUAAACCAGCGCACCGAAACAACAAAGGAUCUCAUCCGCUGGAUGACUUUAUCCAGCUUAUUCAAUGGUUUACUUUGAUUCAAAUGAUCUUACUGCACACAUUCUGCUAAAUAGGGUUAAAUUGGUUUCUAAAGAUGUUACAUGCUUUGUGGCACUAAUUACUAUUUAAAGACAAGCACAAAUAAGACUCUACAUCCCCACUAGCAGCCCCCAGAGGCUGCAAUGUUCACAGAUGGAAUAAACAAUAUACUGUCAGAUUUCCAGAAAGCCUAACAGAAGUAGGGCUGAAUGUGUCAUGUUUGGUGUGAGUGUUAGCCUAAAGGAAAUGCCAUAAGGUUCAUUCAAUCCAGAGCAUGAAUGUGCUCAAUGUUUUCCAUGGCUGUCUACCCAGACAGAUUAUGACACAUCAUAUGCACACAGCUGACAUUUUGCACUGAGGGUGGUAUUAAAGGGAAGUUUGCAAAGUUUCCAAAAUGGGAACGGUGUACAGGGAGUAUGUUUGUAGGAAAUAUCCGAUGGGCUGACAGCAGCUUCUUUAAACUCCACAGGCAGGAGUAAACUGCUUCUGCAGAGUUACAUUUUACAAAACAAGUGACAUACUUUAUAACAUUUCAGGACUGUGCAGAAAAAUGAUUUGACUUAAAACAUUUUGAUUAAAUUUUAAUUCAUCCAGUUAUAAUUAAAUUCACUGACUAAGAUUGUUAAUCUAAAACUGAAUGUACAGUGCUUCAGGCUCACUUUGCAAAUGAGUGGUGUACGACUUACUUUAAUACUGAAGUACUUUUGACAGGCUGAAACCUGGUCGAGAUGACCAAAAACAUAUUCUGUCUCCAGGAUUUUGGCUACAUAACCAGCUUAUCAAUCACCAUCAAAGCACUUUAAAUCAGACUAUCCAGUCUGCCACUGCCAUUCUGAAUAGUGGAAUCAAACAAAACUGUUAAUAAAGUCACAUUAACCAGCAAUAAAUCUGCAGGCCAUGGCCCAGUGUUGUUGUAGAACCCCUUUGUUGUAUUGGAUAUUGUGUCUCUCAAAGGGUCCUGAGCUCCUGCAGUAUCAGCUGUACUGUACAGAAGCUGGGGGUGUCCACAUGAAUGUCUGUAGACUGUCUCUGUGCUAGCAGAUGUGAAUAAAAUUUUAAACAUGGUUUAAUGUGGUUUAAGACAAGGUAUAACAAAAACCUUAACCUAAAGGUGUUCUUAACAUCUGCACAUCAAAUUGAAGUGUUGUGAUCAUGACAUGUGUGAUGGAUGGCGGAGAUGAAAAAGAUGAGUAUGUUUAAGAAUUGCAAUCAUUCAGGUUACAGGACAAUUCAAGAUGGCUGUAUGGAGAAUUGUGUGAGGGAUAAGAAUACUGUUUGCUGGCCAUGUAGCACUACAGCCAUUAGAGUGGGAAUUACUUGAACUGGAUGAUAGCUAUUGGCUGACGUGAUAUGUCCAAAGUUGUCUCAUUAUUCAGGCACCAUUUAUGGCACAAUGAUAAACAACAAGAAGUGACAUGAAUAAAGACUUUAUCACGCUAUAAUAACACCACGUGUAAUUUGUUUUAAUGGCGGCAUUGAAAUUUGUCAGCUCAUUCAAACAGUCCCAAGCUGCUAGCUUUCUUAAACUCAUUUCACUUUAAACAUUUCAUCUGUCACAGAAGCUAAUUCACAGGGCCUACUGUAUGUGUGAACCAGUCCAACUCACACCCCAAACCAUGAAACAUUGUAAAGGUUUUCUGAUCUGACACCUUUAUCAGCAGGACAACAUUUCUGUUAGUGCUGGCUAAAUCCAGAAUACAAAAAGUAAUGUCAGCUCCUCUGGGUUUAGGCACCAAAUCAAUGACUUUGUUAGUGGUGAAACAUCAGCAUUGGACUUGAAAAACCAACUUGCUGUCAUAGACAUGGUUUAAAGAAGCUGCUGUGGUUUUUGGAAUUGGCUAAGAUUACAUGCAAAUGGAAUCGUACUCUAUCUAACCUGCAGCUGUGUUCACAUUAUACUUGAAAGCCUCACUGUUGUGCUGCAUGUGUGGGAUUACUGAGAAGAGUGGGGGAGUCUGGGAGAGAUACCUUGAAAAGAAGCAAACUGCAAAUGCUUAGCAUAAGGUUCUAAAUGUUCUAACCUAUCAUGUUGUAACCUGCUGAUGAAAUGACCUCAGAGACCAGGCGGUUAGAUCACUGCAGAGUCAGCCUCUGUUUUGGCCUCAAUGUGAUGAUGACUUGUUACUGUAUUCUAUUGUAUGCUACAUUCAGAAGUUUAACUUCCAGUCUUGCUGUAGUGAUACAGAAGUAUGCUCAACAAACAUUUGCAGUGAUGUUGGGUGUGGUCAGAGGUGUAACACAUCUGUACAUUCUGGACAAUCACAUACUUUCUGUUUGUCUGAUUUUAAGUUCCUCAUAUAUUUAAUUUGCAUCUUCACACAAGCACAAGCAGCAGCAGCCUUUAGACACUGGUUGCACUCACAAAUGUCAGUGCAGCUCAGGGUCAAUGUCAACAAACACUGUAAGAACCGCUGGCAGUGCUGUAUUACCACCAGGAAUACACAGUGUUGGAGUAUCUUUGCAAAAAACGAUUUUUUUAAGGAAUAAUGUGAAUACAACAGACUAGGAGGUGGGCUGCUAGAGAAGCACAAUGUUUGGAUGCCACGCAUACUGUACGACAUUAAGUGCAACCAUUAAACAUUUGUAUAUACAGUACACAAUAAUUCUGACACAAUACCUGUACAACAGUAACCUAGGAAAUUUAGUGUGAACUUGUAGUUGGGUAAUCAUAGGGAAAGGGUGACCAUGGGUGUGCUAUACAGUAAAGUGAAUAGUCUUUCACUGAGCAUUCUGUAAGGCAGCUGUUUUACCAUUAUGCUUCAUGUUACAUCUGUAUUGACUUAUCUUCUCUAUACAUACCUAAAUAUACAUAACUGUAUACAUAACUAAAUAUCACUUAAUAUUUGUGAAGAAAUCUGUUUCU
This is a messenger RNA of Monopterus albus (swamp eel), 4857 nucleotides long. Its product is annotated as rap1 GTPase-GDP dissociation stimulator 1. The transcript is spliced from 14 exons. The record is from RefSeq and is a predicted model, not a curated record. Gene Ontology annotation, biological process: positive regulation of GTPase activity. Gene Ontology annotation, molecular function: protein binding; guanyl-nucleotide exchange factor activity. Bases 237 to 1919 code for a protein of 560 amino acids. Lineage: Eukaryota; Metazoa; Chordata; Actinopteri; Synbranchiformes; Synbranchidae.